Messenger RNA from Micromonas commoda, 1068 nucleotides. RefSeq lists its product with no specific name. The transcript has 2 exons. The annotation marks the transcript as partial. The record is from RefSeq and is a predicted model, not a curated record. NCBI's taxonomy places the organism in Eukaryota, Viridiplantae, Chlorophyta, Mamiellophyceae, Mamiellales, Mamiellaceae. Gene Ontology annotation, molecular function: ATP binding; protein serine/threonine kinase activity.
GUGGGCCAAAAGGUGGGCAACGCCAUGAGGGAGUCCGAGCGUAAGGCUGGCAAAUCGGGGAACAUGGUCAAGGACAAGGCGGACAGGGCCACGGUGGAGCAGGCGCUCGAUCCGCGCACGCGUCUCAUCCUCUUCAAGAUGCUGUCGCAGGGCGUCUUCGCCGAGAUCAACGGGUGCAUAUCCACCGGGAAGGAGGCCAACGUCUACCACGCGGUGACCGAGGACGGAACCGACCUGGCCGUCAAGGUGUACAAGACGUCCAUCCUGGUGUUCAAGGACAGGGACAGGUACGUCAGCGGGGACUGGAGGUGGAGGAACGGGUACUCUAAAAAGAACCCCCGGAAGAUGGUCCAGACGUGGGCGGAGAAGGAAAUGCGAAACCUGAUUCGUCUCCGGGAGGCCGGCCUGAGGGUGCCGGAGGUGAAGCUGCUGCGAUCGCACGUGCUCGUGAUGGGUUUCAUCGGGGACGAGGGCGUGGCGGCGCCGAGGCUGAAGGACGCGGCUGGGCUCAGCGCCGGUAAGCGGGGCGAGCUGUUCCGCCAGCUGCUGGUCGACGUGAGGCGCAUGUACCAGGACUGCAGGUUGGUGCACGCGGACUUCUCCGAGUACAACAUACUCUACCACGACGGUAACGCGCACGUCAUCGACGUGUCUCAGUCCGUCGACCUGGACCACCCGCGGUGCCUGGACUUUCUCCGUGAGGACCUCCUCCACCUCGGUCAGUUUUUUGCAAAGUCGGGCGUGGCGGUGCCCACGGUGAGGGAGAUGUUCGACUUUGUCACCGAUCCGGCCAUCACCCCGGACAACAUCGACGCGUGCCUCGAGGCUCUCAACGCCAGCGCGCUCGCGCGGGAGACCCGCCGCGGCCGCGGGGACGGCGGGGAGGGGGCAUCGGAGGUGUUCCAGCAGGCGUUCAUCCCCAAGCGUCUCGACGAGGUGGACACGUUCGAACGCGAUCAGCGGCGGCUCAGGGCUGGACAAGGUACGAGCGAGGGGGUGUACUAUCAGUCGAUCACGGGCAUGAAGGCUGAUCUGAGCGGCGUGGAGACCACGCCCAAGAUUCUGCGA